Molecule: messenger RNA, 1173 nt
Organism: Penicillium salamii
Lineage: Eukaryota; Fungi; Ascomycota; Eurotiomycetes; Eurotiales; Aspergillaceae
Source: the annotation of a GenBank genome assembly
AUGUCCACUAAUUUGGAAGACGAGGACGCUCCUCCGGAGCUGAUUGAUGUGUCUGCCAUGCCGGCAGAGCAGGUCGAAGAACCACCUGCAGCUCGAGUGCCUAUCACGCUAGUCACUGGAUAUCUGGGCGCAGGAAAGACAACCCUGUUGAACUACAUUUUGACAGAGAAACACGGCAAGAAAAUUGCUGUGAUCAUGAAUGCCACCGACAUUGAAAAACCAAUGACUGUGAAUGAAGAUGGCCAAGAAGUGACCGAAUGGAUGGAAGUCGGUAACGGCUGUAUCUGCUGCUCUGUUAAGGACUCGGGCGUGAUGGCCAUUGAAUCUUUGAUGGAACGUCGUGGCACGUUUGACUACAUCCUGCUGGAGACUACCGGACUAGCCGACCCAGGUAACAUUGCCCCAAUAUUCUGGAUGGAUGAAGGGCUCGGAAGCUCCAUUUAUCUCGAUGGAAUUGUCACUCUCGUCGACGCAAAGAACAUCACUCGUUUGCUGGAUGAGCCGGCCCCCGAAGAGAAAGCCGAGUCACACGAUCAGCACCACGAUCACGGCAACGGUCCCGUAUUGUCAAUGGCGCAUAUGCAGAUCUCACAUGCGGAUGUGGUUAUCCUGAACAAGACCGAUCUCGUGACUGAGCAGGAGUUGGAGGCUGUUCGGGACCGUGUCGCAUCUAUUAACAGUGUGGCUAAGAUCCAUGUUACGGAUCACAGCCGCACGCCGCAGAUUGAAGGUGUUGUGCUGGAUUUGCAUGCUUAUGAUCACUUGGCGGAUCUGGAUUUUAGUAAGAAAGGCCACAGCCAUAUGGAUCCGGCAAUUUCUACGACCGCCAUCGUUAUACCUCCAAUCCCAGCAGAUAAAGUCAACUGCGUGGAUGAAUGGCUACGCUCUGUUCUGUGGGAUACCAAAUUUCCUGCUCCCGCAGUGUCAGUCUCAAUUGAGCCACACCCAGAUAAUUUUGAGAUUCACCGGCUGAAGGGUAUUUUGAUCCUCGAUAAUGGAACCAGCAGGAUCAUUCAGGCGGUGCGGGAUGUCUUCGAAAUUCGAGAUGCGGAGCCAAUAGAUACAGAAGACGAGUCCAAACCACUUCAGUGCAAGAUUGUACUGAUUGGACGUGGACUCGGCUCAUCAGUAGAGCCCUGGCGAGAAAGCUUUGAAUCGUGCCUAAAGAAAUGA